GUUACACAGCGCUCGAGGACCGCAGUGGCACGAGCUGGAACAUUUCACAGAAGAAAAGAUGGCGGAUUACGAGCAUAACAGAAGAGGUGGCACCGACGACGGAGGGCCGCAGGAGGAGGGGGACAGAGUGAAAACUAAGACUGUCUCUUGUAGCACUGUGGGAGGAGAGGGGACCGCAGUCAAACGCACAUCCGAGCACCUCGCGCCCGAAGAGGAGGACGAUUCCUCAGAGGACCCACCAGCGCCCCGCAAAGUCUCCAAGAUAGGCUUUAGCAUGAGCAGCCAGAUGGGGAAGAAGCCCAACCCCAUAUCGAUCAAACUUGGAGCGACAAAACCCAAAGAGCCCGCACCGUCAGUUCCUCCAAAAAAGUCAGGGCUGGCAUCUGUUUUUAACGAGGAUGAUGAUGACAGUGAACCUGAGGAGAUGCCCCCAGAAGCAAAGAUGAGGAUGAAGAACAUUGGCAGGGAGACACCAACAUCUGCAGGUCCUAAUUCCUUCAACAAGGGCAAGCAGGGUUUCUCUGAUCAUCAAAAACUUUGGGAGAGGAAGAUGAAGGCCCAAUCAGACAAUUUGUAAAUGACAACUACGGUCUUUGUCCCGAAUGGAUGCUUUUUGUAUAGUUUAAUCCAUGACAGAUAUCUAUGAAGGCUCAAAUGAUUCUUCAUUGUACCCUCUGUUUUGACAACCUCUCCGCUUUGUGGACAUGCAAUGAGGAAUACUUUAAGUCUUCGAUACUCAGUGACUGAACUCAAGUUUACGUUUCUAACCACUACCUGCUGAGAUGAGAUGUACGAGUAUGCCAACCCUCUGUGAUGAGAGUUGGGGAGGGGAUGGAGAUAUGGGACACACAAAAUAUCCAGAAUAUUGAUUUAAACUGUGUAGACUUAUACAGUUGUUUUCAGCUGGAAAAAGAAAUCUAGCCUCGUAGAGCCCUCAUUCCCCUUUCGUGACAUGCUUGUUCCUGUCUGAAGCUGGUCGGGUAUGGUCCUGAGCAAGUGUCGCUUUGUCAAAUAUUUGUAUAAAAACGUACAUAGAACUGUGAUAAUGUUUUAUUUUUAAAUCCACAAAUGGGAGUGUGUCUUUAAGAGUUGUGUUGUUGUGCGCGUGCGGUUCGGACUCGACGUACAGAUGGAGUGUUGUGUUUCCUUUAGUUUCUCAACAUCAAUGUUCAACCCUUUGUUUUCACCAGCUGUGCCAUCUCACGGGCACUUUGUUUUGUUUGAGCUUUGUGCCAGUGUUUCUAGUUUUGCUUACUCAAUGCUGUAUUCCAGUCAACUUUACAGAAUCUUUUCGUUUUUGUUUAUGUUCACAACGAAAGGACUGCUAAUGUGUUUUUAGUUGGGAACUGUGUGAAGUUACUAGGGUGCUGGUAACUGUCAUAUUUAAGGGACAGUUCACCCCAACAUAAAAAUAGAUAUCAAUUCUUCCACAUACCUGUAGUGCUAAUAAUCAAUCUAGAUUGUUUUGGUGCGAGUGGUCUAGUUUUGGAGACGGUGGCAGUAGAAUCGUCUGCCUGUUCUCUAAUAAAGCGUGACUAUGGCACUCGGCUUGCGCCAAAAAAAUACAUUAAAAAAAAGCUCUGCAGCGAUGUCUUUUUCAAGAGCUCAUGACACAGGAACUCAAGCUAUUCCACAGACCUUGUUGUCUGCUUCCAGGGUCAUGAUUUCUGGAAAGAGACUUUGCUGCUGAGUUUUUAAAAUGUGGCUCUUUGGCCACCACAAGUGCCAUAUGCUUCCAUUUUGUUUUUUUCUUAAUGGGGCAGACAUCUUUACAGUAUCUCCUACACAACUCCCACCAAAGCAAUAUAGAUUGAUACAUAUUUUACAGGUUAAAAAACCCACAAACUAUCUUUUUUUAGUUUGGGGCCAGGGAACUGUCCCUUUAAAUGAUUUCUGGCAGGUUAGCAAUAAUAAGGCUCUCAAAACGUGUCAUUGCCACUUUUCAGAAAACACAAACUUUGGAAAUAUUACACUAAUACUUUUAGUUCAGAUAAAUGUGGCUACUUCUCCGGGGCCUGACUUUUGGAACAUUUACUUAAUCAAAAAAUAAACUCCUCUGUGGGUUAUCUGACUGCUGUGCUUUUCCAAAUUAAUCACAUUCAGCGCUGUGACCCGUUUCAUCAAACAAAUCUCUUCAUUACAUAUUUAAGUCAGUCAAAUAAAAAGUUUGAAUGA
Cyclopterus lumpus (lumpfish) is the source of this 2175-nucleotide messenger RNA. Its product is annotated as PEST proteolytic signal-containing nuclear protein-like. NCBI's taxonomy places the organism in Eukaryota, Metazoa, Chordata, Actinopteri, Perciformes, Cyclopteridae. The record is from RefSeq and is a predicted model, not a curated record. The transcript is spliced from 5 exons. Gene Ontology annotation, biological process: protein ubiquitination; proteasome-mediated ubiquitin-dependent protein catabolic process. Gene Ontology annotation, cellular component: nucleus. The coding region runs from base 59 to 577 and encodes 172 amino acids.